This is a messenger RNA of Populus trichocarpa (black cottonwood), 3358 nucleotides long. Its product is annotated as dynamin-2A. Gene Ontology annotation, cellular component: microtubule; membrane; cytoplasm. The record is from RefSeq and is a predicted model, not a curated record. Lineage: Eukaryota; Viridiplantae; Streptophyta; Magnoliopsida; Malpighiales; Salicaceae. Gene Ontology annotation, molecular function: GTP binding; microtubule binding; GTPase activity. Bases 218 to 2980 code for a protein of 920 amino acids. The transcript has 22 exons.
UCAAUUCAAUAAUCACAUAUCCGAAAAAAAAAAAGGCAAGCACAAACGAACCGUCUCUUUCAAAUUUCUAAUAAUUAUAUUUUGUUGCAUCCCCAAUUUUUUGAAUCGAAUCAAAUCUCACUAUCCAGAUCCAAUCUUAGGGUUUCUCGAGAUCUCUACAAAUCGUCUUUUGUUUCCUCGUUAUUUCGAAAUCUGUUCAAAAUCUUUGAAAUUAGUUAUGGAGGCGAUCGAUGAAUUGGCUCAGCUAUCGGAAUCUAUGAGGCAAGCAUCUGCCUUGCUCGCCGAUGAAGAUAUCGAUGAAACGACGUCGUCGUCUUCUUCUUCUCGACGCUCCUCCACUUUCCUCAAUGUCGUUGCUCUCGGCAAUGUCGGCGCCGGCAAAUCUGCUGUUUUGAAUAGUUUAAUCGGACAUCCUGUUUUGCCAACUGGUGAAAAUGGUGCUACCCGGGCUCCGAUAAGCAUCGAGCUAAGUAGGGAUAGUUCUGUAAGCAGUAAAUCGAUUAUUUUGCAAAUUGACAGCAAAAAUCAACAGGUUUCUGCGAGUGCGCUUCGGCAUUCUCUACAGGAAAGGCUAAGUAAAGGUUCCUCAGGCAGGAGUCGUGAUGAAAUAUAUCUGAAACUUCGUACCAGUACAGCCCCACCAUUGAAAUUGAUUGACUUGCCUGGGGUGGAUCAAAGAAUUGUAGAUGACUCGAUGAUCAGUGAUUAUGUUCAGCACAAUGAUGCUAUUCUGCUAGUUGUAAUACCUGCUACUCAGGCACCAGAAAUUUCUUCUUCUAGAGCCCUCAGAAUCGCAAAGGAAUAUGAUGCAGAGAGUACCAGAACAGUUGGUGUUAUUAGUAAAAUUGAUCAAGCAGCUACAGAGUCAAAAGCUCUUGCAGCUGUUCAAGCUCUUCUUUUGAAUCAGGGACCACCAAAAACAUCUGAUAUUCCAUGGGUUGCAUUGAUUGGUCAAUCUGUUUCCAUUGCUUCAGCCCAAUCAGCAAGUGCACCUGAGAACUCUUUGGAAACUGCUUGGCGAGCUGAAAGUGAAAGUCUAAAAUCCAUAUUGACUGGAGCCCCACCAAGCAAGCUUGGGAGAGUUGCUCUAGUGGAUGCCCUUGCUGGUCAGAUCCGUAGUCGCAUGAAACUCAGGCUUCCCAAUCUCCUUUCUGGGCUUCAGGGGAAAUCUCAAAUAGUUCAGGAUGAAUUGGUGGGGCUUGGGGAGCAAAUGGUUAGUUCUUCUGAAGGUACAAGAGCUUUAGCUUUGGAGCUCUGCCGUGAGUUUGAGGACAAAUUUCUUCUGCAUCUUAUGGGUGGUGAAGGUAAUGGUUGGAAAGUUGUUGCGAGUUUUGAGGGUAAUUUUCCAAACAGAAUCAAGCAGCUACCUUUAGAUAGGCAUUUUGACAUAAACAAUGUCAAACGGAUUGUCCUAGAAGCCGAUGGUUAUCAACCAUAUCUUAUAUCUCCAGAGAAGGGGUUAAGGUCCUUAAUAAAAGGUGUCCUUGAGCUGGCAAAGGAACCCUCAAAGCUAUGUGUUGAUGAGGUGCAUCGUGUACUAGUGGAUAUAGUAUCUUCUGCUGCAAAUGCUACUCCUGGUCUUGGAAGGUAUCCUCCUUUCAAGAGAGAGGUUGUUGCCAUUGCAAGUUCUGCACUUGAUGGGUUUAAAAAUGAAGCUAAGAAAAUGGUAGUUGCCCUAGUUGAUAUGGAGCGUGCAUUUGUUCCACCUCAACACUUCAUCCGAUUGGUGCAGAGGCGAAUGGAUAGGCAGCGCCGUGAGGAUGAGCUAAAGAACAAAUCUUCAAAAAAGGCAGUUGAUGCAGAGCAAUCUAUUUUAAAUAGGGCAACCAGCCCCCAGACAGGUGUUCAACAAUCUGGAGGAAGCUUGAAAUCAAUGAAAGAUAAAUCCAAUCAGCAGGAUAAAGAUGCACAAGAGGGAUCUGCCUUGAAAACUGCUGGGCCUGGUGGUGAGAUAACAGCAGGGUUUUUGUUGAAGAAAAGUGGAAAAACUAAUGGCUGGAGUAAGCGUUGGUUUGUUUUGAAUGAAAAAAGUGGCAAGCUUGGUUACACCAAAAAGCAAGAAGAAAGACACUUCCGUGGGGUUAUUACUUUGGAGGAAUGCAAUAUUGAAGAAGUUUCUGAAGAAGAAGAAACCCCAUCAAAAAGUUCCAAGGAUAAAAAGGCAAAUGGACCAAGUUCUGAGAAAGGACCUAGUCUUGUGUUCAAAAUAACUAGUAGAGUUCAAUAUAAGACUGUCUUGAAAGCUCACAGCGCUGUUGUAUUAAAAGCUGAGAGCGUGGCUGAUAAGGUUGAGUGGCUAAACAAGUUGAGAAAUGUCAUCCAGUCUAAAGGAGGCCAAGUGAUUGGUGAAUCUGGGCCUCCCAUGCGUCAUAGCAUGUCUGAUGGUUCCCUAGAUACAAUCGCUAGAAGACCUGCUGACCCUGAAGAAGAGCUCCGGUGGAUGUCACAAGAAGUACGCGGCUAUGUUGAAGCUGUUCUUAACAGCCUUGGUGCCAAUGUCCCAAAAGCAGUUGUUCUUUGCCAAGUAGAGAAAGCCAAAGAAGACAUGCUUAAUCAAUUAUAUAGCUCUAUAAGUGCACAAAGCACAGCAAGGAUUGAGGAGCUGCUCCAGGAGGACCAGAAUGCAAAGAGGAGGAGAGAACGCUAUCAGAAACAGUCCUCUCUUCUUUCAAAUCUCACUAGGAAACUUAGCAUCCAUGAUAAUCGAGCAGCUGCUGCUUCCAACUGGUCUGAUGGUGGGGGUGGUGGAGCAGAAAGCAGCCCAAGAACAAAUGGACCAUCAUCAGGAGAAGACUGGAGAAAUGCAUUUGAUGCGGCAGCCAAUGGACCUGCCGACAGUUUUGGUGGCCCAUCGAGGUCUCACAGCCGGCGAAACAGUGAUCCAGCUCAGAAUGGUGAUGUAAACUCAAACAGCAGUCGCCGCACACCCACUCGAAUGCCACCCGUGCCACCACCGUCUGGUUCAUCCUAUAGGUACUAGAUAAAAGGCCUGUUUCAAAUUCAUUAUUCAUGCAUUAUUAUUGGGUGGCCGCAUGCUUUGCUGCUCCCACUCAAGACGGACAGAACAUUUUCUGAAGCUCACAUCAUGUUAGUAGCUUUGUAAAAGUGGAAUAGGCGUGUAGAUAUAUAUUGCAAGUUGCAAGUUCUUGAUUUUGAGAUGUGUAUUUACCUACACUAAAAUUUUCCAUUUUACCUUUCCAAGUUCGGCUGUCGGGGUGAGGCGAUCUGUUUUACAUAUAUAUUUUUGAAUCAGAUGCUACAAAUUGACGAAUGUAUUUGUUGUAUUGAAUCUGACUAGAAAAGUAUUCUUUCUCAUGGUUUGUGCUGCAAUGGAGAAGUAAAUGCUUGAAUUUGACCA